AUGCCCUCUAAAUUGCUUCUGACUGUCAGUGCUCUUGCUUAUGACAAAGACAGCAGACAAUGCACAGAUUGGCUCUCUGACUUGGCAUUUUUGCGUUUGCCCAUACAGCAUUCGGACAUGCAGUGUGGAGACGUUGAUGAAUGCAAUACAACAGGAAUCUGUGGAAAUUUUUCAGUAUGUAUCAACACAGAAGGAAAUUACACAUGCACAUGUCAACAAGGAUUCCAGUCGAAGUCUGGAAAGGAUAAUUUUACUGAUGUAGUUACUUCUGGAUGUGUAGACGUUGAUGAAUGCAAUACAACAGAAAUCUGUGGAAAUUUUUCAAUAUGUAUCAACACAGAAGGAAGUUACACAUGCACAUGUCAACAAGGAUUCCAGUCAAAGUCUGGAAAGGAUAAUUUCACUGAUGUAGCCACUUCUGGAUGUGUAGAUGUUGAUGAGUGCAAUAGGAUGGGAAUAUGUGAAAAUUUUGCAGUAUGUAUCAACACAGAAGGAAAUUACACAUGCACAUGUCAACAAGGAUUCCAGUCGAAGUCUGGAAAGGAUAAUGUCACUGAUGUAGCCACUUCUGGAUGUGUAGAUCUUACUCUGACAUUAGCCUCUCUUUCCACUGCUCAAAAGAGAGCAUUACAGAAUUCUUUUGAAGAUGAAGAAGAUGAGUCAGACCCAGAUGAGUAA
Messenger RNA from Protopterus annectens (West African lungfish), 678 nucleotides. Its product is annotated as adhesion G protein-coupled receptor E2-like. The transcript has 6 exons. The coding region runs from base 1 to 678 and encodes 225 amino acids. Lineage: Eukaryota; Metazoa; Chordata; Ceratodontiformes; Protopteridae. Gene Ontology annotation, molecular function: calcium ion binding. The record is from RefSeq and is a predicted model, not a curated record.